Mesitornis unicolor (brown roatelo) is the source of this 919-nucleotide messenger RNA. Its product is annotated as unconventional myosin-Va-like. The annotation marks the transcript as partial. Gene Ontology annotation, cellular component: vesicle; myosin complex; actin cytoskeleton. Gene Ontology annotation, molecular function: actin filament binding; microfilament motor activity; ATP binding. The transcript has 7 exons. Lineage: Eukaryota; Metazoa; Chordata; Aves; Mesitornithiformes; Mesitornithidae. Gene Ontology annotation, biological process: actin filament organization; vesicle transport along actin filament. The record is from RefSeq and is a predicted model, not a curated record.
UACGCCAGGGUUUGGAUCCCUGAUCCAGAGGAGGUCUGGAAGUCGGCAGAACUUCUCAAGGAUUAUAAGCCUGGAGAUAAAGUCCUCCAGCUUCGGCUUGAAGAGGGCAAGGACCUAGAAUAUUCCCUAGAUCUGAAGACGAAGGAACUGCCGCCUUUGCGAAACCCUGACAUACUCGUGGGUGAAAAUGACCUCACGGCGCUCAGCUAUCUCCAUGAGCCUGCUGUUCUACACAACCUCAAAGUCCGAUUUAUAGACUCUAAACUAAUCUAUACCUAUUGUGGUAUCGUCUUAGUGGCCAUAAAUCCUUAUGAACAACUGCCUAUCUAUGGCGAAGAUAUCAUCAAUGCGUACAGUGGCCAAAACAUGGGGGAUAUGGAUCCACAUAUCUUUGCGGUGGCUGAAGAAGCGUAUAAGCAGAUGGCCAGGGAUGAGCGAAAUCAGUCAAUCAUUGUCAGUGGGGAAUCGGGAGCUGGAAAGACCGUCUCUGCUAAGUAUGCCAUGAGGUACUUUGCCACGGUCAGCGGAUCUGCCAGCGAAGCCAACGUUGAGGAGAAAGUCUUGGCCUCCAACCCCAUCAUGGAGUCUAUUGGAAAUGCCAAAACUACAAGGAACGACAACAGCAGUCGCUUUGGGAAAUACAUUGAAAUUGGUUUUGACAAGAGGUAUCGAAUCAUCGGUGCUAACAUGAGAACUUAUCUCUUGGAAAAAUCAAGAGUGGUGUUUCAGGCAGAAGAGGAGAGAAAUUACCACAUCUUUUACCAACUUUGUGCCUCUGCAGCGUUACCUGAGCUUAAAACUCUACGAUUAGGGAAUGCAAAUUACUUUCACUACACGAAGCAAGGCGGAAGCCCUGUGAUUGAUGGUGUUGAUGAUGCCAAGGAAAUGGUGAACACCAGGCAGGCCUGCACUUUGCUAG